This is a messenger RNA of Perkinsus marinus ATCC 50983, 393 nucleotides long. RefSeq lists its product as hypothetical. Bases 1 to 393 code for a protein of 130 amino acids. The record is from RefSeq and is a predicted model, not a curated record. NCBI's taxonomy places the organism in Eukaryota, Perkinsozoa, Perkinsida, Perkinsidae. The transcript has 3 exons.
AUGGCCGUGGGCACGGGGGCCUCACUGCCCUACGAUGAUCUUGUCGUAUCAGUACAGAACUUCCUCACCAAGCUGCAGUCUGCAUGCUCAGCUAUGUUCCCUGACUUCAACCCACUGGCUGUAGCGGGCGUCGCGGGAAGUGCGGUCCUGGCAGCUAGACUAGUUGCCGUCGCGGCAGCUGCUCACCUAGACAACCAUCACGAUGAGGAGGUUGAGAGACUACUACGGCCGUGCGAGAUGAAGAUCCGGCAGGCUCUGAGCGCUGGUGGUGACACGAUGUCCUUCCGCCCAGCUGCUGUCGAGGCACAUGAGGAGACUCGUAUCAGAGCUCUAGAGAAGUCGGUCUUCGCAUCCAGGAGUGAAGGUGCUCCGAGCGACCUCGUCUGCGAGUGA